Messenger RNA from Colossoma macropomum (tambaqui), 3708 nucleotides. RefSeq lists its product as uncharacterized. The transcript is spliced from 4 exons. The record is from RefSeq and is a predicted model, not a curated record. NCBI's taxonomy places the organism in Eukaryota, Metazoa, Chordata, Actinopteri, Characiformes, Serrasalmidae. The coding region runs from base 16 to 1188 and encodes 390 amino acids.
CCACCUCCUGCCCAGAUGAAGCCGCCCCCCUCUAAUUUGCUCUCUGCGUUGAACUGCCCAUCGCUUGGCGGUCCCCACCCUUCUGCACCUCACACACGCCCUCAAGACCCCACCCAAAGCAGUGACUGGUCAUUGCAGAAAGAGGAGGAAUGGGGGGGCAUUAGAUUGUCAGAUGUUCUGCAGGCCUCAGGGGUGCGGAUCAGGCCCAUCCGGAAACACUUGGCCAUCUCCCUGCCCUCUCUGCCUCUAGACUUCUGGGGGCUUUUGGGUGAGGAUAGAGAGAUGUCCCAGCAGCAGCAGCCCCCACCUCCACCUUCCUCCUCUCCUUCUUCCUCCCCUGCCCCACCACUGUGGAGGAGCACCUCUCAUAGCCCAGACUGGAGCUCCCAUCCAAGGGUAGCAUCCAACCCACAGUCUGCAUCUUCCCAGCCUGAGACAGGACAGGAGCAUCCCCGAGCCCCGAUAUGGCAGCCCUUACGCAACCCACCCUUACCCCACUCGUCUGUUCCAUCCCACUCUAGCUCCAGGCAGGCCCCUGCUGCUGCUCCAGCUCGUCAUUGGUCUUCUUGGAGCCUGGACCGCCCUGAUGCUGUGGUCACUCCCCAUGAGACACCACCAGAUCAGAGCCACCUCGUCACAUCCUCUCAACACUCUCCUGGAUGGCACAUUCCUCCAUGCAGCCCCCCACUGAGGAACAAGAGCAUCCUCAAGCACCCUUUCUCCCAGCGGGACCUAAACCUGGAGGCUGAAGACCAGGAGCUUUCUGAGCUGGACUCACUGUACCAGGCCAGUCUGCAGGCAGGCCAUGGCCCGAGCCGAGCCCUGCAGAGAGCCAGCUCUCCAGCCUCAGGGAAACCAGUUCCUCCUGCGGCGCGGAAGCUGCUCUCUGGGGUGGGGCGCUCGCGGACCCCCACAGCUGAGCUGGAGAGAACUGCAUUUGGACCACCAGGCUGUCGCAGUCCCACUGCACACCUGAAUAUGCCACCCUCAGUGGCAGAUCAGGAGCAGUAUGAUGCUGACCACCUGCGCCACAUUGCUCGUAGCCUGAGCGGGACCACCAUUGGACGACGGCAGGACCGCCUUGCUGUCUCCCGCAGCUUUGACGUGUCCAGAGGGUCCCCGAGCUUCUGGCUGUGUUUGACCGGCGUCAAGCUCUCUCCGGCAGGCAGCGCUACGGUCCAUCACUGAACCGUGGCAGCCAAAUGUCACGGGUGUCCUGGGCCACGACAUCCUUGGGGGCCAGACUUCUUCGCCCCUGGGACAGUCUAUCAGCACUGGACUGGCCAACGACGGGAACGGGACAGGCCAAGUCCUCCAGGACUGAAGCUCCUCCCCAGCCGCAUCUACACCAUCCCUGCAAUCUUCUCCCAGGCCCAAAGGGGGUCUACUACUCCCCCAGCUCCUCGCUACACUAAACCCUUGGAGAAUUAGCAGCAGUCCUGGAGGAAUGUACCCCUGAUCACACAAGCCACAGCUACAGCUCCAUUACUGCUUUGCAGGUCAAAAUGAUGGGCUCCUAUCAUCUCUAUUACUCCUGUGUCUUCCUUGCUGCUGUCUUUUUAAUUUUUUUUUUUUUUGGUGGGCUGCUCUGCCCUCUCUCCCUAGUCAUGCAUAAUGAAUCUGGGACAGCCUCCUCCUUUGGUUCCUCUCCCUCUGCUUCUGUCCUGCACAGCGGUGUGUUAAAAAGCUUUCCCCUCCUGGCCAAUGCUGGCUGCUCUGCCCCCACAGCAUGGCGAAGGAAGGAACAGAGCCGAACUCUUUCAUCUGUCAGUGCGGUGUCGGAUAGCCUGAUAGAGUGUGUGUGUGUCAUUAGCAGGGGUCAGGCUAACAGCAUGCUGUGGUACAGGAAAGGCUCCGAAACUCAGAAACCUCCCGCAGCGGGCCGUCCCACCCCGAGCACUUAACUUAAUUAAACGCGCUGUGUGGAGCUGCAGAGCCAGCGAGAGCCAGUGGCAUUGUGGCUAACUUUUUAAUAUUGGUGAGUUCCAUUUAGCCUCAUCAUAGCAGACAUGAUUAACAUGAGUGGGUGAGUGUGCGGAUGUGUGUGUGUGUGUGUGUGUUUUGGGUGGGGGGGCAUGUCCUCAUCAUUCUCCAAUGAAAAAAAAACAGAAACAAGACAUCACUCUGGUCUCUGCCCUACAAAACCCUGCAUAGCCCAUUCAGUCCUUUUCAGAUGAUUCUUUUCUUUUCUUCCACUCUGUUGUUUUAGAAAGAAACUUCUAUUUUGUAGGGUGAUGGGUAAGUAGUGUAUAGCUUGUACUGAUUUAUCAACUAAGUACUUACUUAAUAGACCCUGUAAAAAGAGCAAAAUGGAAAGGAGCUGUACUUUUUUGUAUGUCUUUAUCUCUCAGCUCUGGUGCUCUGUCAGAGCAGGCAUGUGCGUGUGCAGCCCUGGCGUGGAGCGUGGACGGGACUAACUUAACCUUUUCUUCCUCUUGUAUGGGCAUUCCCUGUAGCACAUACCUGUUUUAUGUCUAGUGUUACAGGCAAAGACUGCUUUACUUGUUGUGACUGAAUAUACACUAAUAAAUGAAUUUAUUGUGAAAGUACGAAAUACUUAAGAAAUAUCCAGAGGAAUGGAGAAACUCUGUGUUAUGACGUUAUGGAAUGUUAAUAAAUUUUAGUGGUUCUAAUUAUCUGCAUUAAGACGAGUAUAGUACACUUCAGAAGUGUAAAGCUGGAGUCAACUGCUAUUUUAAUUCUAUUGACAGUUCUCCCAUUUGUACAGGGAGAUAUGCCAAGUUAAGCUUUCUUUUUAUUUCUUUUGUAACCUGCAGUGACACUGAUAACGUAGCUAUGAGGCUGAGACAUGCAUUUGAAAGGUAACAGAAAGUAGUCGGUACUUCUGGCCUAUGGAAGGGACAUAGUCAUUCCAUGUAGUUUUACAUGUCUUUGGAACCUUGCUUUAGAAAUCAGCAUUUGAAAGGUCACCUUAUAAGCCAAACUAGUUAAGUAGUGUUUGGCCAUAAAAGCUACUAAAUGAAAUCAAAAUAACUUUAUGAACAAUUUAUGAGCAUUUUGCACAUGAAGGACUAGUUUAUGCUCUAAGCAUAUGGUUAUACAUACAAAUAAAUAAUUAUUGACAUAUUGUAACCGAGAUUGAUCACAUAGUAGUUUGAUUAUCUAACACAUUCUUAAUCUUAUUGUGAUAUGUAUUAUUUUUGCAUUGAAAAAGAAAUGAUCAGUGGUUGAUUUAAAAUGGUAGAUUCCUUUUUUCCACUUCAUUCACUUUAUUUAACUUUGUCUCAACCAAAGAUUGGCACUAACACAAAGAUACCCCGUGUUACUAUUUUUUUAAUCUGUCUUAUCAUCUAAAGGAUGUUUCAGAAUGUAGCAGUGGUGGCGCACGAGUAUGCUAUGCAACAAAACGCACUCUCCUGAACCAGCAAAGAGUCAUACUGGGAAAACCCAAGUUUUUUUUUUUUGUUUGUUUGUUUGUUUUUUACAUGUACCUAAUUUUCCUUUUGACUGAGGAAGAAAGUAAUUCCUUGCUAAAUUGUCAAAUAUGUACAUAUUAAUGUCUGUACAAAUAACAGCCUUUGAAUGCUAGCUGUAGCCAGAGAGAGAUGGAUUUCUUGAAGAUGAAACUGCAUUUCAGUGGUUUUCCUGUUUGGGACUCAUUUGUAAAUGCUUGGGGCCGAGGAACUUGUAUUUUUGCAAUAAAGUUAUUACCAAUGCACUCCAGCAGGGGCGCUGCACAACCGCCUA